Cajanus cajan (pigeon pea) is the source of this 3460-nucleotide messenger RNA. RefSeq names its product receptor-like protein kinase 7. Gene Ontology annotation, molecular function: ATP binding; protein kinase activity; protein binding. The record is from RefSeq and is a predicted model, not a curated record. Lineage: Eukaryota; Viridiplantae; Streptophyta; Magnoliopsida; Fabales; Fabaceae. Gene Ontology annotation, biological process: protein phosphorylation.
AGGAGAAAUGAUGCAAAUUGAGGCGUAACUAAAAUGUGACAAAGUGAAGUGUUCCAAGUUCCAAGCGAGACACAACUAAUAAGCAAGCACCGUCAAUGUUGAAACCUUGUUUGUCCAUACAUGCCCAUGAUUCUGUUGUUGCAUGCACGUGGAUCAUUUUCUGUGUGAAACCAAACCCAAAUUUCAACAUUACAACCGACCCUCCAUUCCAUUCCCACCCACUCACCCAACUCUAACAACCCCCAUCACCGCCGGCAUGUUCGCCGGAGAUAUUUUCCGGCACGGCUCACCGCCCAUUAUUCUCACCACUCUGUUAUUCCUCUGCCUCGUUGCUCCCUCCCUCUCAGAUGAGCUUCAACCACUCAUGAAGUUCAAGUCCUCUAUCCAAAGUUCCAAUGCAAACGUUUUCACUUCAUGGACUCAAGCAAACUCUCCCUGCCAAUUCACCGGGAUUUCAUGCAAUUCCAAAGGUUUUGUCUCAGAAAUCAACCUUGCGCAGCAACAACUUGAGGGCACUGUUCCUUUUGAUUCGCUCUGCGAGCUUCAAUCGCUGGAGAAGAUAUCUUUGGGGUCCAACCACUUGCAUGGCAGCAUCAGUGAGGGGUUGAGGAAGUGCACCAACUUGAAGCACUUGGAUUUGGGCAUGAAUUUCUUCACUGGUGCAGUGCCUGAUUUGUCACCUUUGCACAAGCUGGAGUCCUUGAAUUUAAACUCUAGUGGAGUUUCUGGUGCAUUUCCAUGGAAAUCAUUGGGGAAUUUAACAAGUCUUGAGUUCCUGAGUCUUGGAGAUAACCUGUUGGAGGAAUCUCCUUUCCCUUUGGAGGUCUUAAGGCUUGAAAAGUUGUAUUGGCUUUACCUCACAAACUGCAGCAUCACUGGGAAUAUUCCUUUGGGGAUAGGGAAUCUCACUCAGCUUCAGAAUCUCGAGCUUUCUGACAACCAUUUGUCUGGCGAGAUUCCAGCUGAUAUCGGAAAGCUUCAAAAGCUGUGGCAGCUUGAGUUGUAUGAUAACUAUUUGAGUGGGAAACUCCCUGUUGGAUUUGGCAACCUUACUAGUCUUGUUAACUUUGAUGCUUCUAGUAAUCAGCUUGAAGGUGAUCUUUCUGAGGUGAGGUCCUUGACAAACCUUGCAUCCCUUCAGCUUUUUUGGAACAAGUUCUCAGGUGAAAUUCCAAAGGAGCUUGGAGAUUUCAAAAAUCUCACAGAACUUUCUCUUUAUGGUAACAAUCUCUCCGGUCCUCUCCCUCAGAAGCUAGGAUCAUGGCUAGGCAUGACAUACAUUGAUGUUUCAGACAAUUCUCUUUCUGGUCCUAUACCACCUCACUUGUGCAAGAACAACCAAAUUGAUGAACUAGCGCUCUUGAACAACACCUUUACUGGAACUAUACCAGAAACAUAUGCAAAUUGCACAUCUUUGGCUCGUUUUCGCCUCAGUAGGAAUUCACUUUCGGGUGUAGUUCCUUCAGGCAUAUGGGGCAUGCCAAAUCUGAAACUACUUGAUCUUGCAAUGAACCAGCUAGAAGGUCCAGUGACAUCUGAUAUUGUCAAAGCAAAAUCUCUGGAUCAAUUGUUGUUAUCUAACAAUAAGUUCUCAGGUGUGUUACCAUUGGAAAUCUCAGAAGCAUAUUCACUGGUGUCAAUUCAGCUAAGUUCAAAUCAAAUUUCUGGGCACCUCCCAGAAAACAUUGGCAACUUGAAGAAACUAACUAGUCUUAAUUUGAAUGGGAACAAACUCUCUGGUAUUGUACCAGAUUCCAUUGGUUCUUGUACUUCUCUUAAUGAGAUAAACCUUGCUGGUAACUCUCUUUCUGGGACUAUACCAUCUAGUAUUGGUUCUCUUCCAACCCUCAAUUCAUUGAACUUGUCCUCAAACAGGUUUUCUGGUGAAAUUCCAACUAGUUUAUCAUCUCUGAAACUUAGCCUUCUUGAUUUAUCAAACAACCAGUUGCUUGGUUCCAUACCAGAAUCACUAGCUAUUUCAGCCUUCAAAGAUGGAUUUAUGGGAAACCCUGGCUUAUGCAGCCAGACUUUGAAAGGUUUCAGAUCAUGUUCAGUGGAAUCUAGAAGCUCCAGGAGUCUCAGAAACAUAGUAGUCUGUUUCAUUGCUGUUGUAAUGGUUCUGCUUGGAGCAUGUUUUGUCUUCACAAAACUGAGGCAGAACAAGUUUGAGAAGCCACUCAAGACUACUUCCUGGGAAGUGAAGCAGUACCAUGUGCUAAACUUCAAUGAGAAUGAAAUCGUUGAUGGGAUCAAGGGUGAGAAUUUGAUUGGAAAAGGAGGAUCCGGGAAUGUCUAUAGGGUUGUGCUUAAAAAUGGGGUAGAAUUUGCAGUGAAACACAUAUGGACUUCAAAUCCAAGUGAGAGGGAAAGUUGUAGGAGCACCUCAGCUAUACUAAGGAGGAGUUCAAGGUCACCUGAGUAUGAUGCAGAAGUGGCCACUCUUAGCUCUAUAAGGCAUGUGAACGUGGUGAAGCUGUAUUGUAGCAUCACAAGUGAAGAUAGCAGUUUGCUUGUGUAUGAGUUCAUGCCAAAUGGGAGCUUGUGGGACAGGUUGCACACCUGCAAGAAGAAGUCUGAGAUGGGGUGGGUGGUUAGGUAUGACAUUGCAUUGGGUGCUGCUAGAGGAUUGGAGUACCUUCACCAUGGGUGUGAUAGACCUGUUAUACAUAGGGAUGUCAAAUCAAGUAACAUAUUGCUGGAUGAGGAAUGGAAGCCAAGAAUUGCUGAUUUUGGCCUUGCCAAGAUUCUGCAUGGAGGAGCAGGCAAUUGGACCAAUGUCAUUGCUGGAACACUUGGAUACAUACCUCCUGAGUAUGCCUACACUUGUAAGGUGACAGAGAAGAGUGAUGUUUACAGCUUUGGGGUAGUGCUGAUGGAGUUGGUAACUGGGAAGAGGCCAAUGGAGCCAGAAUUUGGAGAGAACCAUGACAUUGUGUAUUGGGUGUGCAGCAAAAUUAGGAACAGAGAAGAUGCUCUUGAAUUGGUGGAUCCAACCAUUGCAAAACAUUUCAAAGAGGAUGCCAUGAAGGUGUUAAGAAUUGCAACAUUAUGCACGGCCAAAAUUCCAGCUUCAAGACCGUCAAUGAGAAUGUUGGUUCAAAUGCUGGAAGAAGCAGACCCUUGUUCCACACCCAAAAUCAUUGUGACCAUUGAUGCUUAAGAGUAAGUUGCUCCAAAGAAUGGACAAUUUUUCUCUCAACAGCAAACAUUUGAGUGUUUCUCUUUGCUAAGCCUCACAGAAAGAGUGAUGAAUAUUAGUCAUUAGUACAUAUCAAUGCUUCUAUGUCUUGCAGUUGGAAUGGGAUUACCACUCAUCCCCUGAAAUUUUGUUAAAAAAUAAAAAUGCUCAUGUAUGAUAUGAACCAUCUGCUAGAGAUAAACCAAAAGAGGUUUAGCUUUGUAGUAUAUGUGUAAUGGUAAUGAAUUUCUCUUUCAAAUCGAAUUAUAUUUUCUCUGUUGA